Molecule: messenger RNA, 2347 nt
Organism: Aspergillus calidoustus
Lineage: Eukaryota; Fungi; Ascomycota; Eurotiomycetes; Eurotiales; Aspergillaceae
Source: the annotation of a GenBank genome assembly
GAUGAGAGGUCUGGCACUUGACCUGAAGCCGAUACGCGUGAACCUUGUGGGUUCCGGCGGCGUGGAUACGGAGAUGUGGGAUUUGCUUGAGGGCGAGGCGAGGGAAGGCGUUCUCACUGAGUUGGCGAGGCAGCGACUACGGGGAAGGUUGGGAAUGUGGGGGAUAUUGCAGAGGCGUAUCUUUAUUGCUUGAGGAAUUGAAAUCCGUCUGGGAGAGUGAUGUCUUCGAAUGGGAGGCUGUUGGUUUCCAAGUUAGGGCUGUUUGUAGGUACUUCGAUGCCCCUGGUUGGUUGUGACGUGUAAGGGUCGGACAAUGUGCCCAGGUACUAGAUGGUAGAUGUAUUUAUACUAUGUAAAAAGAAACCAGCCCUAGUGUACGCAAGCAACGCUGUUGGAAUUGCUCAUGCUGGGUAAAUUAGGUGUUGAUUCGAACAUGGCUAGUGCGAAGGGCUGCCCGCUCCCUCGUGCUUGCCUUUCCUGAUACUAUUCCUCUUCCACGGCAGGCGCGACGCAGACUCGCUCUUUCCACACCUGAAGGCAGACACUGCCCACCAUCGCUCCUUCCUAAUUGUUUUCUUUCUCCCUGCAAGGCAGGAACAGCCCUGAUCGCCCCUUCCAACCUUGAGCCGAGUUCAUCGGACAAACGCUGAUUGGGCAGGAGAUAUCUCGGAAGCGAUAUCGGAAAUACGGAACAAAGUUUCUCGGAAUUGGUCGCCGCCACGUGAGCGGAGCUUAAUUCAAAUUUCUCACCGCUCGCCACGCCGCCCUGUACCCCUCUUCUGCCGGAUUUGCCAUGUGAGUCAAAUUAGUGGUGGGAUGCCCUGAACUUUUUCCCCUCCCAUCUGUUGUCCUGUCCCUCAAAUAUCUUCGCACUACACUUGAAUCACAAUGGCUACCGUCGAAAUGGAUUCCGCUGCGAAAGCAAGAUACGACAUCAUCGCUGAGAACCUCGCCGAGGUCAUCAACCCUGAAUUGAUCGAGCAGGUUCUCGCUGAGGGGCGCAAUCCUCGUGUCUACUGGGGAACCGCCACGACUGGUCGCCCUCACACCGGAUACUAUGUCGCCGCCCUCAAGAUCGCCCAGCUCCUCUCCGCAGGAUGCGAAGUCGUCGUUCUCCUCGCCGAUAUCCACGGGUUCCUCGACAAUCUGAAGGCGCCGCUUGAACUGGUGGACAACCGCGCGAAGUACUACCGCAAGAUCAUCACGGCCAUCCUUGAGUCCGUUGGCGUUCCCACCGAGAAGCUCGAAUUCGUCCUCGGUUCCUCCUACCAGAAGAGCCCCGAAUACGUGAUGGAUGUCUACAGGCUGUCGUCGUUGAUUUCGGAGCACGACGCCAAGAAGGCAGGUGCGGAGAUUGUCAAGCAGUCGGACAAUGCUCCGCUGAGUGGUCUUUUGUACCCAAUUCUUCAGGUGCUUGAUGAGGAGCACCUUAAGGUCGAUGCCCAGCUUGGAGGUGUUGACCAGAGAAAGCUGUUCGUGGCUGCUACCGAGUGGCUGCCCAAGCUUGGCUACCGUAAGCGCGCACACCUUGUUAACCCGAUGAUUGCGGGUCUCAGCGGAGGAAAGAUGAGCUCCAGUGUUCAAGAUAGCAAGAUCGACCUCCUCGACCCUCCGGAGGCUAUCACAAAGAAGAUCCGCAAGGCAGAGGCCGCUCCCAAGGUCGUUGAGAACAACGGCAUCGUCGCUUUGGUCGAAUUCAUCCUGCUUCCCGCCGCCGCUCUCAGAGGCAACAAGGAGUUCCGAGUUGAGCGCCGGGAUAAGGAACCCCUUGUUUACACCGAUAUCAAGCAACUGCAAGACGACUACACAAACGAUGUCCUUACGCCGCAAGAUUUGAAGCCCGCUGUUGCAGCUGCGCUCGUCAACCUCAUGGCACCCAUUCAAGCUGCUUACCAGGCCUCGCCGGAAUGGCAGGAGAUCACAGAGAAGGCUUACCCUCCGCCGGUUGUGCAAAAGAAGGUGAAGAAGGUCAAGGACAAGGGCUCCCGCUACCCCGGGGCGGGCAAGGAACAGGCUCUUCCGGAGGGUGCCCCGCGCCCUGAGCAAUAGAUUUCUCAGUUGAUCAAAUCCAAUGUUCAUUCAGCGUUCAGUCUACCCGGACCGCCUGCUUUCGGACUCAUUCUCAGUCUACAGCAUACCUUUUCUUUCUGUGCAUAUAGCGCUUUGAUGUUUAUGCCAUAUAGAGCACGUCGGGCCUUACCCUGCUUACCCCAGGCAUUGGUGGUCAAACCACCUUUGUUCCCUUCAAAUUCACUCUACGCCUUACGAUAAAAAUGCAGAAGCAGUCCUUGAUAGAUGAAAACAAAUACCCUUGUUCGAACUCCUUCAUUCUCUACCAUUACGUCCU